GUCUCAGCUCCCUAUUUAACUAUUUUCAGCUGAAACCCUAGGCGGGCUGGGAGUCGCCGGCGACAGAUUAGGAGAAGAAGAAACCUCGGCCGUUGCCAUGGGGAGAAGGCCAGCACGGUGUUACCGGCAGAUUAAGAAUAAGCCGUACCCAAAGUCAAGGUACUGCCGUGGUGUGCCCGACUCAAAGAUUAGGAUCUAUGAUGUCGGAAUGAAGAAGAAGGGGGUUGAUGAAUUCCCAUUCUGUGUGCAUUUGGUCAGUUGGGAGAAGGAGAAUGUCUCAAGCGAGGCUCUUGAAGCUGCUCGUAUUGCUUGCAAUAAGUAUAUGACAAAAUUUGCAGGGAAGGAUGCCUUCCACCUAAGGGUGAGGGUUCACCCAUUCCAUGUUCUUCGUAUUAACAAGAUGUUGUCGUGUGCUGGAGCUGAUAGGCUCCAAACUGGAAUGCGUGGAGCUUUUGGCAAGCCACAGGGUACGUGUGCCCGUGUUGCCAUUGGUCAGGUUCUUCUAUCGGUCCGCUGCAAGGAUUCAAACAGCAACAAUGCACAGGAGGCCUUGCGCCGUGCCAAAUUCAAGUUCCCUGGCCGUCAAAAGAUCAUUGUUAGCAGGAAAUGGGGCUUCACGAAGUUCAGUCGCACAGACUAUGUCAACUUCAAGAAGGAAGGCCGUAUUGUACCUGAUGGUGUCAAUGCCAAGCUUUUGGGAUGCCAUGGGCGUCUUGCAAAUCGCAAACCUGGGAAUGCAUUUAUAGAUGCAGCUGCUUAAACCUCUUAAUUUCAAAGUAUCUGCCUAGCACAUUAGUUAGUUUUCUAGUUCCUCUGACCAAGAUUUUGAAACUUAAUAUAAGAUGUACUUUGUGAGUUUUGUUUUUUUUGGGAUCAUUACUGUUAUGCAUGCAUGCACCUGUUGUUUUGAUAUAUAUUCAGUUAUCUUUGGAAUUUAUCUGCAGUUAAUGUUGGGUGAAA
Messenger RNA from Ipomoea nil (Japanese morning glory), 960 nucleotides. RefSeq names its product 60S ribosomal protein L10. Gene Ontology annotation, biological process: ribosomal large subunit assembly; translation. The transcript is spliced from 4 exons. Gene Ontology annotation, molecular function: structural constituent of ribosome. Bases 98 to 760 code for a protein of 220 amino acids. Gene Ontology annotation, cellular component: cytosolic large ribosomal subunit; ribosome. NCBI's taxonomy places the organism in Eukaryota, Viridiplantae, Streptophyta, Magnoliopsida, Solanales, Convolvulaceae. The record is from RefSeq and is a predicted model, not a curated record.